This is a messenger RNA of Nicrophorus vespilloides, 691 nucleotides long. RefSeq names its product probable 28S ribosomal protein S26, mitochondrial (gene mRpS26). Gene Ontology annotation, cellular component: mitochondrial small ribosomal subunit. Lineage: Eukaryota; Metazoa; Arthropoda; Insecta; Coleoptera; Silphidae. The transcript has a single exon. Bases 24 to 668 code for a protein of 214 amino acids. The record is from RefSeq and is a predicted model, not a curated record.
GGUCUUUGAGGUUAGGUUAUAGAAUGUUACGAGUUUUAAAUUGUUUGAAGGGGCUGCAACUGGGGGCCGAGGCUUUGAGCCCUAAUCCUACCUUACAAACGGUGCGUUGGCGAAGGAAGCCCCGAUGGAUUCCAAAAGCCAGGUCGAAGUUGUUCAAAAUUCCAGAGAUCCCAAAAAUUCCGAAGGAAGAGAACGAUGAACUCGCAAGGCUAUUCAACAAUUAUAGAACCCAAAUGAAAUCGAUCCGGAGACAUUUCACCUACAAGUACUGCACGCACAUGCAGAAAACGGAGAAUCUUAAUCAGAAACUGGAAGAGGAAGCAGAUUUGAGGAGAUGCAUCGAGUUGAAUGAUAAAUGGAAUGUUGAAGUUAAGAAAACUCGAGAAGCUAGGAUUGCUGCUGACAUUGAGAAGGAAGUAGAAUUAGCUGAGGAUAGAGUUUUGGAGAGGCAACGGAUCAAUGCUGAGAAACUUGAAGAAGCUGAGAAAUUGGUUAGGGAGCAAAAGGCUGUGGCCCAUACAUUUAUCACUAGUGAAAAUAUUGAUGAGGCCAUUGACAAAGCAAUCAGCAAUGAGGUAGAUUACAACUUCUCCAUUGACUUAGAAGGAAACAAGUACAUGGGCAGAACAAAAAGUCCAGAUGAAGAAAAAAUAGCUGUUAAACAAUAAAUCAAAUGUAUUCUUAGUAAAUA